AUGAAGUUUUCUUCCCUUCUUCUUGCUGUCAUCGCACUUCAUGUCGACCUCGGUACGGGUCUUCAGACCUCCUCGAGGAUCGGUUACCUCGUAACUCCCCCCUCCUCGAGCUCCGCCUGGCUGCAACGAUGCGGCGCUCAGGAUCGUUUGCAUCGGCUCCGAGGAGGCUCCUCCCUCGCUGCCUCAGAGGGCAACGGCGAAGGCAUCUUCCCCGUCCUCCGAACGGCUCCCCAGGACCUUCGCUCGCAGCUGCGCGUGCUGGAAGUCUUCAACUCUCAGGUGCCGCUCACAGUGCGGUACACGGUGAGCUGCGGCAUCGCCAACGUGCUCUACUUCGGCCUCUACUCCAUCCUCCUCGGGUUCAUCACCAGCGCAGGCAUCUCAGUCACCAUCGCGUACCUCUGCAGCGUCUCCUGGCAGCACGCCCUCCAUCGCGUCCUAGUCUACGGGAAAGAUCUACAGAUCAACGCCAUCUACCUCAAGGAACUUGCGGGCAUCUACAUGGCUUACUCGAUUGCUUUUGUUCUCAACCCCAUGAUCACUGAAGGAUGCAUCGGCUUGGGGAAGAUGUACAUCGCUCAGACAGGCGCUUCAUGGCUGUUCAAGUGGCUGAACCCUCUUGGAUUCUUGGCGUCUCUUCUCCUCACUGGAUUAUUGAACUUCUUCACAGUCAGUGCUGUGUUUGAGAAGACCAGUGAAGAGGAAAACGAGAAGCUUGCUACUUG
This is a messenger RNA of Guillardia theta CCMP2712, 725 nucleotides long. RefSeq lists its product as hypothetical. The record is from RefSeq and is a predicted model, not a curated record. The annotation marks the transcript as partial. Lineage: Eukaryota; Cryptophyceae; Pyrenomonadales; Geminigeraceae. The transcript is spliced from 5 exons.